GGCAGGAGUAAUAUUACAUUUAUAUUUUCAGAGAUUCUCUUGGGCUUCUUAGUCUCAAGAAUCGAGAUUCUUGAUUUAAAGAGAUUUAGAAGAUUUGUUCUUGUUUUUAGUUUCCAGUUUUUGGUAUCUAUCAUUUUGGUAUCGGAGCCUAGAUCUUGCCCAACUAUGGUAAACACUCGAUCUUCCGCAACUGAUGGCAAUCCUGAUGUCGGCAACACCCUAGCACAACAGAAUGAUACCUUGGCCGCCAUCGCUGCCCGACUGGACAUUCUGGAUGAGUUACGAGACAAAGUAGCAGCUUUAGAAGUCCACAACCGCAAUCCAACAACAAAGAAGAAGAUCUAUGCUGACAAUUCCGAGGAGGAAUCAGAAUCUCAUUCACGACGACACUUCCAGCCUCUGUAUGCAAAAAUUGAGUUUCCCAAAUUCUCAGGAGGUGACCCACGUGGUUGGAUUUUGAAAGCAGAGAAAUAUUUUCGGUACUAUGAAACACCGGAUGAAGAAAAGGUGGACAUAGCGUCGAUGUAUCUUGAAGGAGAUGCAUUGGACAUGUUUUCUUGGGCUUUAUCGGUGUUGUACUGGGAGGAAUUGGUCAAGAUAUUGCAAGAACAAUACGGACCUCCGGAAUACCAAAAUCCAGAUGAGUACCUCGCAGCUGUUCAACAGGUGGAAACUGUCCAAGAAUAUCGUGUGGAAUGGGCGCGACGAGUAGCAAGGGUGAAAAAUUGGCCCGAUCACUGCCUGCUUGGGAUUUUCCUGAACGGAUUGAAGGAGGAAUUGCGCUCUGAGGUGAGAAUACACAAACCUCAGAGUGUCUAUCGUGCGACAAGUUUGGCCCUAGAGAUGGAGAAAAAGCUGCAGGGUACCCAAAGUACCCGACCUUGUUCAACUGCAAGUUCAGCCCGAGCCACUUACAGCACCAACUCGGGCAGGAAUCAAUCUGUACCUGAUUCGUCAGCAAAGACCUUGACUUCGCACAAUCCUACGUCGCAAAACCCAGGUUCCUCACAAUCAGUCAUUCCCUUUCGCUCUAAUUCGUGGGAUACUACUCGGCAAGAACGACGAAACAAAGGGCUCUGUUUCCGCUGGGGAGACCCAUUUCGACCAGGGCACCGUUUUACGACAUCCACUUUCUCACUAAUGGAAGUAGAUGUGGAAGGAAAUCCAAUUCCGGAAACAUUUGAGCCUGCUCCUAAAAUGGAAGAAAUCAUAGAAGAGGCAGAAAUUUCUUUCAAUGCCAUUCUUGGGACAUCAUCAGCGGCAACAAUGAAACUACAAGGAUCAAUUCAAAACCGCAAUGUCCUAUGUUUGGUUGAUAGCGGCUCCACCCACAACUUCAUCUCAGAAAGGUUGGUAAAUGAAUUAAAUUUAGUUAUCACCUCUAUUCCGGUGUUGGGGGUACAGAUUGGGGAUGGCAGCCUUGUGCGAUGUGGAAAAAUAUGCAAGGCCGUAAAGUUGCAGCUUCCAGGUUUGAGUAUUACUCAGGAUUUUUAUCCAUUUUCUCUCUCUGGAUCUGAUCUCGUGCUAGGCAUCAAGUGGUUGGCUUCUCUGAACACUAUUCAAGCCAACUGGAAUGAAAUGUUUCUGAUUUUCUGGGUAGAUGGGAAAAGAUGUCUGAAUGGUUCAGCACUUAAUGGUUCAGACUGUUUGUUUCAGCCUCUUAAUGGUUCAGAUGUCUGAAUGGUUAAGAGAUUUGCCUCUGAAUGGUUAAGUAUUAUACAGAGUCUGAAUGGUUAAGACCUCUUAUCUGAAUUGAUCAGACAUUUGCCUCUGAAUAGUUAAGCAAUAUACUAGCUCUUAAUGGUUCAGACCUCUUACUGGUUCAGCACUUAAUGGUUCAGACCUCUUACUGGUUCAGCACUUACCCAUUCAGAA
Molecule: messenger RNA, 1875 nt
Organism: Cuscuta campestris
Lineage: Eukaryota; Viridiplantae; Streptophyta; Magnoliopsida; Solanales; Convolvulaceae
Source: the annotation of a GenBank genome assembly